AUAUUCGUUCAAUCAUUUAUUUGACCGUUUGGGUUUAUCAAGCGUGGUAUAUCAUUCGCAUAUUUAUUAUUCUAUCAUUGUUAAAUUUGUCAAUUUACAAUCGGUGUGCUUAAGUUGGUGAAAUGUCUUUAUCCAGUAUUUUACCUUCGCCUGCGAAUCCUGUAUGGGACAGAGAAGAUGAACGUCGUGUGUCUAAAAAAUCAAAAAUUAUCGGUGCACCUAUGGGCGCAUUGGUGUCAGCAAAAAUUGCUGCGCCACCGUACGGCCAACGUAAAGAUUGGAUUCCACGUACGGAAGCAGAUUUUGGAGAUGGUGGAGCAUUCCCAGAAAUUCAUGUUGCGCAAUAUCCGCUGGGCAUGGGUAGUCCAUCUAAUCUGAAUAAAAAAUCGAAUGCUUUAGCUGUACGCUUAGAUGAGAAAGGAAAAAUCAAGUAUGAUGCUAUUGCGCGUCAAGGUCAUGGUAAAGAUAAGAUAGUGUAUUCUUCAAUAUCACAAUUACUUCCUGCUGAAGUUUUGGCUGAAGAUGCUGAAGAGUUGCAACGUCCUGAUGCUGAGACUGUUGCCGAUACGACAGAAGACACCAGGCGCGCUCUGGAAAAAUUGACUAACGCCAAAAUUGCGGCUGCUAUGCCAGUACGACAUGCUGAAAAAACAGCACCAGCCCAAUAUAUACGUUACACGCCCUCGCAGCAAGGUGAUGCCUUCAACUCUGGAGCGAAACAACGUGUUAUCCGUAUGGUUGAGGCACAACAGGACCCAAUGGAACCACCAAAAUUUCGUAUAAACAAAAAAAUACCUCGAGGUCCCCCAUCACCUCCAGCACCGGUUUUGCACUCCCCAUCCCGCAAAGUGACGGUCAAAGAGCAAAAAGAAUGGAAAAUACCGCCAUGCAUAUCAAAUUGGAAAAACGCAAAGGGCUACACUAUUCCAUUGGAUAAGCGAUUGGCUGCUGAUGGUCGUGGCUUACAACAAGUGCAUAUAAGUGAAAAAUUUGCAAAAAUGGCCGAAGCCUUGUACAUAGCAGAUCGUAAAGCUCGAGAAGCGGUUGAAGCGCGUGCUACACUAGAGAAGAAAUUAGCACAAAAAGAGAAGGAAAAGAAGGAAGACAUGUUAAGAAUGAUGGCACAGCGUGCGCGUGAAGAGCGAGCAGGCUUGAGACAACCUGAAGAUCCAGCUGCAGCAAAUCCUGAGACGCGUGAGCGUAAUGAGCUUAGGGCUGAGCGUCAUCGCGAGCGACAACGCGAUAGAAAUUUAGCUCGUGCCGCACCAGAAAAGCGUUCCAAAUUACAACGCGAACGUGAGCGUGAUAUAUCUGAACAAAUAGCACUGGGUAUGCCAGCGAAAUCAACGGGUAACGGAGAAACCAUGUUUGAUCAACGAUUAUUCAACACAACAAAGGGUAUGGACUCAGGAUACGGUGACGAUGAGGCCUACAAUGUGUAUGACAAACCCUGGCGUGAUUCCAAUUCAUUGGCAUCUCACUUGUAUCGUCCAAGCAAACAGCUAGACAAUGAUGCAUAUGGAGCAGAUUUAGAUCGUAUAGUGAAUACACAACGCUUCGUACCUGAUAAAGAAUUUUCCGGUACAUCGCGUGGUGCUGGUGGUGCAGCUCAACGUUCUGGCCCAGUUCAGUUUGAAAAAGAGGAGGAUCCAUUUGGUUUGGAUCAGUUCUUGAAUAUGGCCAAGAAAGCACCAAAGCGUUCAGAAGAUAAGAGUGAUCGUAGUAAUUCAGAGAAGAAACGCAGGAAAGAUUAAAAAUGCAAUGACAAUUAAUUAAUAAUUUCAUUAACGUAUAUAAGAAGUAGGAUGUGUUGAUUAAAACAAGAAAUAUUUUUUGAAGUUUAAUUAAAAUAUGUGAAAUUUUAAACAGGCUUCAAUUUUAUCACAUAAGAUUGUCAUUAAUUGUGACAAAAGUCAUAUACGUAUGUAUUGUUUUAGUUAAAUACAUUUGAUAAUUAAUAAUU
Messenger RNA from Ceratitis capitata (Mediterranean fruit fly), 1963 nucleotides. It is a transcript of the gene Bx42, whose product is annotated as puff-specific protein Bx42. Gene Ontology annotation, biological process: mRNA splicing, via spliceosome. The transcript has a single exon. The record is from RefSeq and is a predicted model, not a curated record. Gene Ontology annotation, cellular component: spliceosomal complex. Lineage: Eukaryota; Metazoa; Arthropoda; Insecta; Diptera; Tephritidae. Bases 123 to 1754 code for a protein of 543 amino acids.